AUGAAUAGUCUGAAUAGUGUUCAUAUAGACAAUAUCAACACUACAGGAUAGCAAGACACUUCUAUGUGUAAAAACCCUCAAGUAAAUCAAGAUUGUGAUUCUUCUUCCAUUAUUUUGCUCAAAAAAAUUGAAGCUCCAAGUCCUGAUAUCCCAGGAUUUAGUCAAUCAGUUUUUAAACCCUUUCAAAAAUUAAUCAUUUACUAUCACAUUGGAUUUUUUGUUAAAAAACUUCUAAAAUUUAUCAAACCUGAUUAAUCAUUCAAACCAAAACACUAUACGUUAAUUGAUGAUAAAAGUGCAGGAAAUAUCAAAGAUUUUAUAAAUUAUGCAGGUAAAUCAAAAGCCUAAGUAAUGCAAUAUCCAAGUCUAGAGGAAGUUAACUUCUUUGUGAGAAUGAGGUACAGAUAUAGACAAUGUUUAACAAAUUUUAAACAGAAAAUCUUUUACUUGUUUGAAUAAAUUCCAUUGAUAGACCCUUCAUUUAAAAUAAAAAUAAUAUGGGAUCUUCUAUUGAAUUGUUUUAGGAUAUAUUUGAUUUAUAUCAUACCAAUAAUAAUCACAUUUGAACAAUUAAUUGAAAAUUAUGAUUUAAUAAUAAUAAUAUCUCAAACAGUCUUUGCAAUUGAUUUAUUAUUACGAAACAUUACAAUAUAUUAUGAUUAAGGUUUACCUGUAAUUGAUAGAUAUUAAAUAGUAAAAAAUCAAUAUCAUAUAACUAAUUUAAUUGAAUUGCUUGAAAUAUUUUCAUUAUUUGGAAUGGCUUACUUUAAAUUUGAUUUUAAUAGUCAAUUUAUUCUAUUUGAAGGAUGGCCUAAAUUUUGGAUGUUAUUAUACUUCAUAUAAUUGAAAAAUCUAUUAAAUUUCAUUGGAUCAUGGUAAUAAUAAUUUAUAAUGGGAUAAUUGGCAUCAUCUUUAAUAGAAUUAUCUAAAUUAAUUGGUUUAUUAUUAAUAAUCUAACAUAUAUUUAGUUGUAUUUGGUUAAUGAUUGGAAGAUAUAAUUAAAUAUCUGGGAUUACAAAUUGGAUAUCUGCAUUUAAUUUAGAUAAUGUACCUUGGAGUGAAUUAUAUAUUGAAUCAAUGUAUUUCACAAGUGUAACAAUGUAUACUGUAGGUUAUGGAGAUAUACAUCCAAUAAGUAAUAUUUAUUAUUAUAAUUAAAGAUAUAUCUGAAAAGGUUUUUGCAUUUCUAUUUGUAUUUGUUUGCACUUUUUAAUUAUCAUUUAGUUUAAAUACAAUUGGAGAGAUAUUAACAAGAAUGAAAAAUAAUAAUGACAUUAUUAAUAAGAAAUUGAUAUUCAUUAAUCAAUAUAUGCAUACAAAAAAAAUAAGUCAUUAAUUAUAAUUUUAAGUUAGAGAAUAUCUUAAUUAUUAUUGGUAUUAAGAAUAAACUUAAUAGACUAAAGAAUAAACUGAUAUAUUAAGUUAAUUAUCUGAUGAUUUAAGAAUGUAAAUAGCAGUUGAAUCUAAUAGUAUAGUACUUAAAAAUUGUGAAUUCUUUAAUAAAAACUUUUCGAAUGAGUUUUUGAAUGAUUUAUUGAAAAACCUCUAAUUUUAAUCAUUUUAACCAUCCUCAACAAUAAAUAUAUUUAAUGAAGUUGACUAUUUUAUUUAUAUUAUUGAAUCUGGAUAAGUUGAUGUAUAUGCUAAAAACUAAGAUAAAAAGGUUUUAAUUGGAAAUUUUAAGGCAGGUGAUCAUUUUGGAUUAAAUGAAUUCUUAACUAAUUAGAAAACUUUUUAAUAUGAAUACAAAAGUUCAGGAUUUGUAAGUACAUUAGUAAUUCCAAAAUCUAAAUUUUAUCAAUUAAUAUAAAAAUAUUAGGUUGAUUUUGAAACAUAUUGGAAUUUAAAAAUUAAUAAUUAUACAGAUAUAAAAUGUGCAAUAUGUGAUUCUCGAAGACAUCCACCAGACUAAUGCAAAUAAGUUCAUUUUAUACCUGAUAAAGAGAAGGUCAUUAAAUAAUAUAAUUAUUAUUAAAGUCAAGAUAGAGUGAUGUUUUCAAGAAAUUCUAGAAGAAUAAGAUAAUUAUAUCAUGCUUAAACAGAUUAAGAAAUUUUAAGAGAAGCAGCUUAAAUGGUAAAGGUUAAAAAUGAUAGUUAAUUCUUUUAAAAGUAUUAAUAUAUUUAAGAUGAUACAACAAGAUUUGAAAGUUAAGGUUAUUUAUUAUUCCUAUAAUAGAAAUACUUAAUAAAAAAGAUAUUGAAUCAGUUGGUGUACUAAUAAAGGAUCUUGAAAGUAAAUCUUAUUUCGAUUUCUGUCAAAAAUCUCAACUAAAGUCAGAAAAAGAAAUUGGUGAUGGAAAAUUGAAUUUGUCAUCAGAAUUCUUAACAUUAAAAGCUCUUAAAGAUAAAUUAAAUCAUAAAGAUCUUUAUACAGAGAGAGAAUUAUAAUAAAUAGAAUAUUAAAUUUAAUUGUUGGAAUUAAAAUUAAAUCUAGAGGAUAAAAUAGAAUUAGAUAAAAAACAUGAAUAUUAAACUUUUAAUCAAAAAUCCAAUAUUAAUAUUGUUUUAAAGAAACUAAUAAAUCCUGUUCGGUAUAUUAUGGCUUCAACUUCAAAGAGUUUGGAUUAAUAUACAUUAAUAAGUGGAAAUAAUUGGGUGAAAUAUUUAUUUUAUCCUUAUGAUUUUAUUAAUUAGUAUAGAUUCAAUAUAACUCGAUUGGGAAUGCCUAGAAAAUCAUUAGUAGUUCGAUAACAAGAGCAUCGAUUAUCUAAUGCAUUAUUACGAAAAAAAUAACAAAAUCGUUCCAUUAAAAGAUAAAUUUAGGUAUUUCCUAUAAAAUGA
Paramecium pentaurelia is the source of this 2781-nucleotide messenger RNA. Lineage: Eukaryota; Ciliophora; Oligohymenophorea; Peniculida; Parameciidae. The record is from the annotation of a GenBank genome assembly.